Molecule: messenger RNA, 699 nt
Organism: Solanum dulcamara
Lineage: Eukaryota; Viridiplantae; Streptophyta; Magnoliopsida; Solanales; Solanaceae
Exons: 1
Coding region: 1-699 (232 amino acids)
Source: RefSeq, a predicted model, not a curated record
AUGGUCAACGAUAAGUGGCUAGAGAUGAUGCCUCAGACUACCAUUACUCAUCUACCCUCUGUGGGUUCAGAUCACUGCCCCUUACUGCUGGAGAUGAUUGAUCAAAACCAACAACACACCAAAUAUUUCAAAUUCCUUAACUGCUGGACAGAACAACCAUCUUUCUUGGAUACUGUUAGUAAUUGCUGGAACAGGACCAUGGAGGGUAAUCCAAUAUGGUGUUUCCAUCAGAAAAUGAAGAGGUUGGCAGCCACUCUUAGUACUUGGUCCAGAUUGCAAUUUGGUGAUAUAUAUGCCAAAGUUAAAGAAUAUGAAGACAAGACUAGACAUGCAGAGGAAGAGCUAAUCUCUAGUAAUUCUGAAGAGAACAGAACAAAGCUCCAUGCCAUCAAUGCAGAGUAUAUAAAAUACCUGAAACUGGAGGAAUCCAUGCUAAAGCAAAAAACUCAGUUGCAUUGGUUCAAAGAGGGUGAUGUGAAUUCCAAGUAUUUUCAUGCCUUGAUAAGAGGAAGGAGGAGGAAAUUAUACAUCCAUGAGAUCCAGAAUGAGGAUGAUAAUUGGGUACAAGGUGAAGAAAACAUAGCCAAAGCUGCAUGUGAACACUUCCAAGCCAUUUUCACUGGUGAGGAGACACAAAUUCAGGAGCAUACCCUCCAAUGUAUUCCUAGGAUGGUCACUGAGAGCAUAACAGAAACCUGA